UCCGCAUCCGCCGGUGUCUUCGCCCCUUUUCCUCUUUUCCCCCCCAUCGCGACACUACUGCCCCAAUUAUCGGGGAAGAAAGAGAUCCUCUGGCCAGGACAAGGUAAGGACGGCGAUGUCGAUGCCGGAGGCGGGGCGCGUGGAGAGGGACGAGAGGGAGCUGGACGACGACUACGAGCAGCAGCAGACCAGGGUGCUCAUGGCGCUGAUGCAGGGCUUCUGCGCCGCGCGCUACCGGAAGGCCGACAACACUCCGUGUCCCAUCGAUCAGGGGCUCUACUUGGGAUCUGUUGGAGCAGCACUGAACAGGGAUGCUCUAAAGAGCUUGAACAUAACCCAUGUCUUGAUUGUUGCCAGAUCAUUGAAUCCAGCCUUUCCAUCCGAAUUUAACUACAAGAAGAUUGAGGUACUUGACAGCCCAGACAUUGAUUUGGCAAAGUAUUUUGAUGAAUGCCUUGGUUUCAUAGAUGAAUCUAUAAGCUCUGGUGGCAAUGUUCUGGUUCAUUGCUUUGCUGGACGGUCAAGAAGUGUCACGAUUGUUGUGGCAUAUCUCAUGAAGAAGCAUCAAAUGAGCCUUGAGAGCGCUUUGUCUCUAGUUAGAAGUAAACGACCUCAAGUGGCUCCUAAUGAGGGCUUCUUGUCUCAGCUGGAGAACUUCGAGAAAUCCCUACAAGUGGAGCAGGAGAGGAAAAUUGUGCAAUCUUUGCAGACCUAACUAUAGGCAUAAAUGCAUGUAUUUCGAGGACACUGUUAAUAGCUUGCGGAGUACAUGUUUUCUCUGCUAGUCUAGAGAUUAAGGCCAUUGUGGGAAGCGUUAUGAAUUGUGGCUGCAGUAUUACUAGCAGUCAUCUGCUUGAUGUUGUAAGUGACAAGUGAAAUUGGUGAUCCAUUUUGAAUGAAAUACUCUGGAACGCAGUUCUGUCCGUACAAAA
Messenger RNA from Oryza brachyantha (malo sina), 932 nucleotides. Its product is annotated as dual specificity protein phosphatase 1B-like. The record is from RefSeq and is a predicted model, not a curated record. NCBI's taxonomy places the organism in Eukaryota, Viridiplantae, Streptophyta, Magnoliopsida, Poales, Poaceae. Gene Ontology annotation, biological process: protein dephosphorylation; negative regulation of MAPK cascade. The coding region runs from base 116 to 715 and encodes 199 amino acids. Gene Ontology annotation, cellular component: cytoplasm. Gene Ontology annotation, molecular function: MAP kinase tyrosine/serine/threonine phosphatase activity; protein tyrosine/threonine phosphatase activity. The transcript has 5 exons.